Paracoccidioides brasiliensis Pb18 is the source of this 1344-nucleotide messenger RNA. RefSeq lists its product as uncharacterized. The coding region runs from base 1 to 1344 and encodes 447 amino acids. The record is from RefSeq and is a predicted model, not a curated record. The transcript has a single exon.
AUGUCUUCUUCUGGGCUAAAAAAGGCCUCUGUGAGCCAUCAUCACCACCAGCAGCAUUUUGGAUACCACGAAGAUACUCGAGCUGCAGUGAGGGCCACGCGUUUUGUAAGUACACGGCGACCUAACCGCUCCUCUCCCCACUCAGCAAGUUCCCCCUCUCGUCUCGACGGUUUGGAAGACCCACAACCCGUCUCCGCUGCGAACGACAGACGCUCAGCCUUUGUAACCAACGAUGCCAUUUUGGUUUUGCAACCAGCACCGAAACCAGCUUGGAUGCACGUCUCUCCAAACAUAAUACAACGUGGGCCGCGAAACGAUCGAUUUAUCCCUGCGUACACGCCCAAGGUUAACAAAGUAAAAUCGACAAAACACAAGGGCAACAUCAGAUCGCAUCUCAAACGAUCGAUGCAGAAUGACUCGACCUCCAUUGAUCUAGAUCGAUCCGCCCUUGAAAACGAAGGAUUGGGAAUAUAUACAAAUCUCGAACGGGAUCGGCGAUAUAGUGACACUGCCACUUCCCGUCGAACUGGGCCCGCCUCCCACCAUAGAUCUACAAGUGGAACAUCUCAAUUUUCGGCCACAACUGGGUCAUCUCUGCAUAAACCUGGCUCCCAAUAUGUCCACCCAAUGCGCCAGACCCCUCGACCUCAUACUCCACCUAUUUGUCAUUCUUAUCAAAAUUCUGUUAUUGAAAGCGACCACGACCACUCAGCAGAGGCCAGCAGGUUCGGUACUGAUUUUGAUAACGGGAUACCUGUCGCCCGAGAGGUCUUUGCUCCGGUUUUAUCUGGCCUAAAUGUCGAAUCUCAACCGUAUCUAGCCCCGGGGAGCUCAUUGACAAACAUCGUUUCUCCAACUCCGCCAAGUCAUACUUUUGAUAGCUAUGAAACCGUGUCACCGCUUUCCAGAAGCUCCCUUGAUUUUGCAUUUCGUUCAAGAACCCGCACGAACACGGAUCCAUCCGCUAGAGCUGCUGCAGUCCAGGCUGCCCGACAAGCAUUUGAAGAUAAAGAGGCUGCCAAACUGCGCAAGUUAGAGAAGCAAAAUAUGAAAGCCCAGGAUCGUGAACUACGCCGGCAGGAGAAGAGAGAACAUCACUUUCAGCCACCAUUCACCACCUCUUCUACGGGUACAUGGUUUAAUGAGAAUCGAAAAUCGUCGGAAGCCAAUGGUUCUGGUCGUAGGUCUAUGAAUGAGAAGACCGAGAAACCUGGCACCGGCUUUCCGCAGGCCAAUAUCAGUCAUAGAUUCGAGAGCCCAAAAAGCACAUGGGUUUUAUUCGUUACUUGGCUGAGGACAAAACUAUUCAAAAUGAGCAGAAAAUUUAGCAGGAAGAAGACUUGA